Molecule: messenger RNA, 725 nt
Organism: Neohortaea acidophila
Lineage: Eukaryota; Fungi; Ascomycota; Dothideomycetes; Mycosphaerellales; Teratosphaeriaceae
Exons: 1
Coding region: 140-622 (160 amino acids)
Source: RefSeq, a predicted model, not a curated record
UAGCCUCGCCGGCUUGCUUGUGGGUGUCAGACCCGUGUGGAUGCCGUGCCAACCUUCUUCGCGCUUGUCGCUUCAUUAGCCGCGUCGCGGCCUGCAUCCAUACCCUUCAGCCUCUUCGUGCACAGCCAACUCCUUCUUCAUGGGCUGCCUGGGCGCUUUCGUGGACACAGCGGACGGACAACCACGAUACACACUUUGUGUAUUGAUCAUAAAACAUUGUUGCCGUCAUCUUCCAUCUCCUCUUUGCCCUGCAGGUCAGGCACUGUGGCUGGGAGUACGUAUCGAUGGCCUGACUCCUUUCUCGUUCAAUUCGAAAACUGGUUGGGCCGUAUAUGGUGUCUCGAGGCGGUACGGGAGUCUUCCAAUAACAGACAACAUCUGUUCCGCGAUCAAGAAUCAGACUCGCGGUCACGGGCGGCCAUCUUGGAUUCGUCACCUGAGGUACUUCGCAGUAGCAGCAUAUCUCAGUCUCUUGGUGUCGCAGAGUGUCACUCGGCCUUUUUGGGAGGCUAGCGGCCAGGUUGGAUACUUCAGUCCGUGGGGAGGAGCUGUGUUCAGCAGCAUGUGGUCACGACUACAUUUCAUUCAUCCCGCCGACUCGUGCACAUCGAAGCCUUGGUGAUGUUUGAAUGCAUUGACGCUUGCCGCUGCAAGCUCCAAACGACUGGAUGUCUUCAUAUUCCGAGCACGUCCCUCCGAGCACAUCCCGCCGCGGAACUACACGU